Molecule: messenger RNA, 3630 nt
Organism: Cordyceps militaris CM01
Lineage: Eukaryota; Fungi; Ascomycota; Sordariomycetes; Hypocreales; Cordycipitaceae
Product: sulfate permease 2
Exons: 11
Coding region: 1-3630 (1209 amino acids)
Biological process (GO): transmembrane transport
Cellular component (GO): membrane
Molecular function (GO): secondary active sulfate transmembrane transporter activity
Source: RefSeq, a predicted model, not a curated record
AUGUCCGAGAAUGCCGGUAGCCGACUUGCCAAAUCGCUUCUUGGCGUCGAUACCAACGCCCGCUAUGCCCAUCAACCACAGCAUCUAGAGGAGCGCGCACGCGCAGUCCUGGGCUCGGUUCAUCUCUACGCAGAAGAGGAACCGACCGUAUCAGAGUGGCUUAAAGAGCAACUGCCAACGAAAGCGGGUGCUGUCCAUUACAUCUGGAGUCUCUUUCCCUCCGUCUUCUGGAUCCGACGUUACAAUCCCAGAUGGCUACUUGGAGACGUCGUCGCCGGCAUCACUAUUGGUCUAGUCGUCGUCCCACAAGCCAUGGCGUAUGCCGUUCUCGCAGGCCUUACUCCAGCAUAUGGCCUCUACACCUCCUUCACUGGUGCUGUCUUGUACUGGCUAUUCGGUACGUCGAAAGACAUCGUCAUCGGAACCACCGCAGUUGGAUCCCUGCUCGUGGGCCAAGUCGUCGAUCGCGUCGUCAGCAAGGACAAUAUGCUCACUUACUCCAAUGAGGAUAUUGCACGCACUCUCACCCUGCUCUGCGGUAUUGUCUUGUUAUUUUUCGGUCUCCUUCGAUUAGGCUGGGUUAUCGAAUUCAUACCUUACAUCCCUAUAUCCGCGUUUGUCACUGCUGCCAGUAUAACUAUCAUGGCUACUCAGCUCCCGACAACGCUAGGCAUCUCUGGAAUUAAGAACCAAGCGCCACCAUAUCGGGUUAUAAUUGACACUUUAGAGUCCCUCCACAAGACUAAGAUCGACGCAGCGAUUGGACUGUCUUCUAUUGCGCUUCUAUUUGGAAUUCGAGGUUUCUGUUCCCACAUGGAAUCGAGAUAUCCAGCUCAUAAACGAGCUUGGUCAUUUGUCUCGUCGCUUCGACUCACAUUCACCAUGGUACUCUUUACGCUCAUUAGCUUCUUGGUCAACCGUGGCCAUGCCGAUAGCCCAAAAUUUCGCAUCGUCGGCCAUAUAGAGAGAGGCUUUCAGAGAAUUGGAGUCCCUCGCGUCGACAUGCCGCUAUUUCAAGCAGUCCUCCCAGAGCUGCCCGCUGUAGCCAUUAUACUCAUUAUAGAGCACAUCGCCAUCGCAAAAGCCAUGGGCAGGCUGUACAACUACAAUAUUCGCCCUUCACAGGAAAUUGUCGCUCUGGGCGCUGCCAACCUACUGAGCCCGUUUGUGGGAGGCUACGUUUGCACAGGCUCCUUUGGCGCCUCUGCGGUGCUGUCCAAGGCCGGUGUCCGCACACCUCUUGCCGGAUUGUUCAGCGCCUUGAUGCUUGUUCUGGCGCUCUAUGCGCUGACGGGAGUGUUUUACUACAUCCCCAAAGCUGCAUUGUCUGGCCUCAUCAUUCAUGCCGUGUGCAGCCUGAUUGCUCCGCCGAAAAAUCUGUACAGAUAUUGGCAGCUGUCGCCUUUUGAGCUCAUCAUCUGGGUGGCAUGUGUUUUCAUGGCCAUUUUCCAGUCUUUAGACCAUUCGAUCUAUCUUGGGGUCGGUCUAUCCCUUGCGCUGUUGCUUAUUAGAGUUGCGAGAGCCAAUGGCGGAUUUGUCGGCAUUGCCCGCUCACAACGGGUGCCGGUCGAUGGCGAGGAUACAGCUUCCAAGUUUACAAGAGACGUCACAACGACCAAAGACGUCUUCUUGCCUUUGAACCGGCAAGAUUCUUCAAACCCUGCCAUUUUACUGGAUACUCCAUACCCUGGCGUGUUCGUGUAUCGCCUACAUGACAGCUACAAUUAUAUGAACCAGGCACUGCAUGUGGACAUUUUACAGUCACACUUGAUGGAGAAUACGCGGCGAACUUCGGACGAACACUAUGAACAUGAAUCAGACCGACUUUGGAAUGACGCCGGACCGCGAGAUAAGCUUCUUUCACAGCAUCUGCCUUGCUUGCGAGCCCUGAUUCUGGACUUUUCGGCCGUUAACAACAUUGAUAUUACAUCUAUUCAGGGUCUGGUCGACUUGCGCAACGUACUGGAUCAGAGUGCGAAUGGAUACGUCCACGGGCGUGCGCCCACGGAGAAACGACGUCGCAGCAGCAGCGACGCGCCUAUUCUGCUCGACACGAUCAACAAUGAUGAAGACGCCGCCGCAGAGGUAGCCAAAGCCUCCUCGACGCAGCCCGCCAGUCCCUUUGCCAUUUUCGCCAUCUUUACCGGUCUGGCCUUGAUGAUUAUCUGCAUUGCCCUGGAUCGGUCCAUUGUCGCCACCGCCGUGCCCCAGAUCACGUCCGAGUUCCGCUCGCUGUCCGACGCGGGCUGGUACGGCUCGGCCUACCUCAUGAGCACGUGCUGCCUGCAGCUCUUCUUUGGCAAGCUGUACGCCGAGUUCCGCGUCAAAUGGGUCUUCUUGUCCGCGCUGGUCCUCUUUGAGGCCGGCUCGGUGGUGUGCGCCGCGGCCCCGAGCUCCCUCGUGCUGAUUGUCGGCCGGGCCGUGGCCGGCGCCGGGUGCGCCGGCCUCAUGUCUGGUGCCUUUUUUCUGAUUCGCUUCUUUAUCCCGGUGGACGAGCUGCCGAAAUAUACCGGCGCUUUGGGCGGCAUGUCGGGGAUUGCGCAAAUCAUCGCGCCGACGCUGGGAGGUGUUCUUACUGACAAAGCAAGCUGGAGAUGGUGCUUCUGGAUCAACCUUCCCAUCGGGGGCGUCACGUUUCUCGUCAUCCUCUUCCUCGUCCAAAUCCCGGCCGAGAGCACAGUCACCACGACCCGCAGCCUGGGCGGCUUCCUCGCUCGCUUCGACCUCGUCGGCACGCUCAUCUUCAUCCCGACCAUCCUCUGCCUGCUGCUGGCCCUGCAGUGGGGAGGCGUCGAGUAUGCCUGGGACGACUGGCGCCUCGUCGUGCUCCUCUCCUUCUUCUCUUCGCUGCUGGUCCUGUGGGUGGUUUCGCAGUAUCUGCAGGGUGCCACGGCGACGGUUCCGCUGGCCAUGAUCAGGCAGCGAUCGCUCGCCGGCGGCGUCUUGUUUGUGUUUUGCUACUUUGCCGCCUUCUUCAUCAUCACAUACUACGUGCCCAUCUGGUUCCAGGCGGUGCGGGGGGCGUCGGCGUACGCGUCGGGUAUCAACAUGCUCGCUGCGAGCGCCGCCAUGUCCGUCGCCGUCAUUGGCUCCGGUUUCAUGGUUUCCAAAGUCGGUUACUAUGUGCCCAACAUGAUUGCUUCCGUGAUUGUGACAUCAGUCGGCUGCGGCUUGGUGUAUACUUUUGAUCGCGAGACAAGCACAGCUACAUGGGCUGCGGCACUUGUUCUUACCGGCCUGGGAAUAGGUCUGGGCAUCCAGCAACCCAUCAUUGCUGCGCAGACGACCUUUACAGGCUCCGACCUCGCCAUCGCGACGAGCGUUCUCAUCUUCUUGCAAAGUCUGUCCGGAACCGUGUUUCUGUCCGUCGCUCAAAACGUGUUUCAAGGCACGCUGCUGCGCGUCAUCCAGCAGACUCUUCCUGAUGUCGACCCGGCCGAGGUUUUGGGUGUAGGUGCCUCGGAGCUUGGAGCGGCCAUGCAGAUCAAGUACCCUGACAGGGUGGGCGCAAUCUUGGACGCUUACAAUGAAGGCCUUCGCUCCGUCUUUCUCGUCAGUGUCGUCUUUGCCUGUGUCGGCAGCCUUGCUGUUCCGUUAAUGGAGUGGCGUUGUGUCAAAAAGAAGGCGUAG